CAAACAUUCACUGCGCACCUGUAAUAAUAAACGUAAUAGUCGACUGCCGAACAAUUCGAUAGAUUUCGCGCUGCGAUGAUGCCAUCGAUACAUUGCACUUUGCUCAACUCUUGUAAAUGUAAAUAUUUCGAAAUGAAAAGUAAACGUGCUUAUAUAUUAAUUAAUUGAGUGGUGUACAGACAAAAAGUUGACGUCAGUUUAACGCUUGCAGCAACAAUUCCCAAGCAUUUCUGCAGUCAACACAGACCAGGGCUGUGGCUCUGGCCCUGGCACCAUGAAGAAACGAUUAUUGUUAACAGCAGAAGUUGCAGCGAGUCAACAAACUGAUGCGAAUUCGAAUGACAGUCGGGAGUUGGAGUCGGCAGAGGAGGGCACAAUGAUGCACAUUGUUCCUUCGGCCAUUGACAAGCUGCGCCGUUUUUGCUACCUUGGUGCAAUUGAGGAGCCUGUUUAUGCACCUAAAGCUUUUGACCUGACUUUGGAAGGCCACUUUGUGGCAUUGCGAGAGCUGUGCGGAGCAGUUAAUGAGACGGAGCUGAUUGAAUGCCUAAGAGCUCUGCUGGAUGCAUCCAAUGAUCAGUAUUUGCCCCGCCACGAUGAGACGCUACUUGUCCUGGCCGUUUACCUUUCUUCGCACACUGAUGAAAAGCAGCGCACACUGGUGCGCGGGUAUUUCGUUGAACUUGUGCGCACUGCCAAGGACUUGUUCUUGUUCGUGAAUUUCGUGAGCCAAGUGCAAAAGUUGCUGGGCCGCAAAACGCCCUUCAGUCGCACCGCGCGCAAAGCUAUCCUGGAGUGGUACCAAAAACAGCCGCUUGACAAGCUGCUGCACAUGUGGUCAUUGAAUGAUUGCAACUGGGCCCAGCAUCGUUUACUACUACAGCGAUGCCACUACACCAGUGCUAAGAUCGAUGCUGAAACGAUGGCGGCGUUGCGUGUGCUGACUACGCACGUCAAGGAGCUAGUUAACUGGCCCGACUAUCUUGAGCCAGUUGUGCAAUGCAAAGAAACCAUUGUGGGCAUUGCAAAUCUGCGCCUCAGCCAAAGCGUAGACGUGGCCCUGCCCCUUAUAAAGAAACUUUCGCUUAGCUAUGAGCACUUGCCGCGUCACCUUGUUUCUGAUGUAAAAGUUGUCAACCUACUGCUGAGCAAAAUGAGCUACGAUCAGAUGCUGCAGAGCUGGCCAUCGUUUCUCAAACUCAACAAGUCGAACCGCAGCGCCCAGCUGUGCUACUCUCAGCGCUUCUUCGAUCCAUCAGAAUUGCGUGCAGCUAACAUAGCGCCGAUACGGCUGCUGUUGCUGGAAACUCGCGGAGCCAAGCACCGUAAAGUGAUUUCGAAGGGAGUUGUGUCACCAAAGCCGUCCAGCCUUCUUCAGAAGUUGUACAAACAAUCUUUUGGCUUCAAUAGGCCACUCGGCUUGCGACUGCAUAUAACAAUUAAUCUGGAGAUGUGUUACUUGGGCAAAUGCCUCACUGGACGUUGUCAGUCGAUCAAGUAUAUCGAUGCAGUACUUGCUUUUGCCUUUGGCUACUUCAAAUGUGACCCUAAAGUAAGCGUUCGAAUUUGGUACGACAAGAGUGGCAAACUAAAAGGGCUACCAUGGACGCCAGAGAUGUCGGUUGACGACGCAAAAGCUACUUGUGAGGGACAAAAAAUAAUGAAAAUCAAGCAGACUUUAACAGACGUUGUCGACAAUGCGCUGCAGGAUACAGAGCAGACGUAUGAUGUUUUCUUGGUGCUGGUGCCGUGUGGAACGCGUGGAAAUCAAAGGAAUAAGUCCGAACAACUAUGCAAACGGCUUGACGAAUAUCGCCAGAAGCGAAAUGACAAUGCCAAAUUGAUUAUAAUGAGUCUGCGUCAGCACCAUGGAUCCAUGAGCUAUUCGAAUGUGCGCAACGAGAACAUAUUGGAGUUGUGCAGCAUUACCGAACAGACGCCACGCUUGAUCAAUGCCUUCGCUCAAGGCAAGUUCUUCUAAGCUGUAAACUACUACAAUUUCUGUGCUACACAACCCAGUGAACGGCAUCCGGUAACCAAAGAAAUCAUUAUCUGCUAUAAACUCAAAUCGCUGCGGCAGCAAGCAAACAGGAUAUCAUCCUGUCACUGGAAAAAGUCCACCGUAUAAUGAGCAUAUACUUGCAUGUUACUGCAAACUAUUUUGUGCUCUCUAUACUUCCAUCUCUUUCAAUUUGCAUCUCUCUAACACACAAGUACACAUCAGACACACGCACACGCAGCAAGAGACAGCUAGACACAGCAUUCAUUGUUUCAUGUGCGCAUCUUUUCACGUACAUCUUUGAUGCUUAUUAAUUAUAUAAAUAUUUACAUGCAUACCUUAAAUAGCUCUUAAGCUACACACACACAUAUACAGGCACAUACACACUCCCACACACACAUAUACACUUAUACGUACAUAAGUAUAUAAAGAGUAUAUACUUUCACUCUAUACAACGCUGAUUUUUGGAACGAUUUGUACCACAUUGUUGUACACACUUGCAUUAAAUUGGUAAUUAGGCGUAGUUAAAGAAUUUAAUUGAUAAUUUAAUUUCGAAAACGAAUGAACUGAAUCUAAAUUUAAUUUGGAUUAAAAAUACAAUACAAGUGAAUCUGAGCAAAGCGAGAAAAAAACACAAACAAAUUGCCUUACAAACAAAAUGUUAGUCAAUCUUUAAUUUUAACUAAACAUACAUAUUAAAUACAAGGAAUUUCUUCGUAAAAGUACUGAAACAAUAUAAAAACAAAUACAAAAACGAAA
Molecule: messenger RNA, 2758 nt
Organism: Drosophila hydei
Lineage: Eukaryota; Metazoa; Arthropoda; Insecta; Diptera; Drosophilidae
Exons: 5
Coding region: 275-1981 (568 amino acids)
Cellular component (GO): ribonucleoprotein complex
Molecular function (GO): RNA binding
Source: RefSeq, a predicted model, not a curated record